Messenger RNA from Juglans microcarpa x Juglans regia, 3733 nucleotides. RefSeq lists its product as uncharacterized. The transcript has 10 exons. The record is from RefSeq and is a predicted model, not a curated record. Bases 494 to 3607 code for a protein of 1037 amino acids. Lineage: Eukaryota; Viridiplantae; Streptophyta; Magnoliopsida; Fagales; Juglandaceae.
UUAUCCGAAAAAAUGUAGGAGGAAUCAAUUCUCGGAAAAGCUUCCAUCAAACAAUGAAGAACAGAAUUAUGACUUAUUUGAGAAAUGCCUGAGUCAAAUAAUUUCUGGAAGGGAUUCAAAAGAUUCGAAUUCCAAUGUUAUUCAGGCUGGAGCAGCAUAUUUGAAUGAACUCAGCAAAGGAGAUCCUGUAAAAGCCUCUCUUGUGAAUUUGGUUCUAAAUCACUUUCAGGACACCCAUAUUAAUAAAUUCCAUCCUUAUAACACUUGUUUUCUGCAAUCUGAGAUUCCGGAAUACUUCUGCUGUCAUGGUGGUUCAUCAGUUCCAUUCCAUCUACCUCAAAAUUUGAAUAAAAACUCUGAUUGGAUUGGAAUAGCUCUAUGUGUUGUUUUCACUAUCAACAAGAAUAAUGAACCUCUCAUCCACGACAAUCCGGCGGGCACAGAAAUUCCUUAUACCCUCACAUGUAAUUUGGCAAGCAACAAAGGCUUGGAGAUGAUAAUUUCCCAUUUUGUAAAUACCAAGUUCGGAAACAAUAGCUUCAUUUGGCUAUCGUAUAUUCCACGUGCUGCUUCGUUUUCAGAAAGUUUGAAUGAAUGCGAUCACCUGCGGGCCUUCUUUUACAGUAGUAGUCAAGACUUGAUUCUGCAGAAGUGUGGGCACAAACUUGUAUAUUUGGACAACAUGGCAGAGUUAGUUGGAACAAUAGCUCAAUGUGCAGCCACGUGUCCUCACUAUUCCAGCCUCUUCAGUCAUGAGUUCGAAGGAGAUGAGGAUAGGAGUGAUAAGCAAUGUCGUAUUGAUGAUCAUGAGGAGGAAACCAGCAAAAGUGAUAGCUCCGAUGACUUAAAUCCCAGCAUACUGAACCAAAAGAUGAGAAGAUGUAUAAAGUUUCUGCAUAAUCCCAGGAAGGAAUUUCAUUUUUUCUUUUCAAGUGAUCACUGUUUCCCUCCAAUUAGUGAGAUUCCAGACUUCUUAACCUAUCAAGGCAUAGGACCUUCAGUGACGAUCGAGCUACAUACAAAUAUGCAUAAUGAUUCUGAAUGGGCGGGACUUCUUAUUUGUGCUUCAUUUACAUUCCAAGAGAAUCAAAUUGAAUUUCUUGAAAGUCUGGAAUCAGAAAUUCCUCACCACCUUAUAUGUUUUUUUGACACGGAUAUAGAUAGUUUGAGACCUAUCCAUGUAUACCGCACUGCCAAGCAAGAAUUCAAGUGGUUACAUUUACAUGGAUUUGUUUGGCUAUUCUAUAUACCAAUUUGGUGGCUUCCAGAUAGAAUACAGUGCUGCAACCACAUAGAGGUUUCAAUUAUGAGCGAUUGGCCUUGUUGGAUUGUGAACAAUUGUGGUCUCCGUUUCCUUUCUACCCACGAUUCAGGAGAUCUUAUGCAAUUACUACUCCCCUUCCAGGCCUCGUUUUUUGACAAUUGGGGUCUUUUUCAUAAAGAAAUAUUGGAACAAGAUUGUACAAAACUGGAACCAUUCUCACAUCAAACAGAAGGAUGCACUUCAAUGGAUUCGGGUUUUUCUAGUAACGUUGAGUCUCACCCCACAAAGGCAGAGAACCAAGGCUACAAUUUGGAAACAUCAACCAUAUUUCUCAAACGAAAGCUUGAGACUGAUAUGUUUUCAACACUCUUUGAGGGGCUCCAAAACGAUUAUCAUGGAUAUUUCUUUCCUCAAGGUGAAAUACCAUCGUGGUUCAAUAAUCGAAAUGAUGGACCCUCAAUAGAAAUCCAGCUGCCACCGAAUUUGUAUAAUAACGAGAGUUGGAUGGGAUUUGCUGUAUGUGCUGUUUUGAGUUGUCCAGCUGACUCUCGCAACAAUUCAAAUCCAAAAACUCUUGCCGGUUGCAUUCUUCAUUUGGAUAGCAAUGAAGGUUGUUUGAAACCUGAUCUUGUCCUUGGCAUCCCCAGAUCCAUAUUGCUGAACUCAGACCAAUUACUUGUCGUACAUUACGUAUCACCAACGAUUCUUCCUAGCAAGCUAAACCAAUGGAGUUAUGUUAAAGCUGUAGUUGAAUGCAACAUCUCAAGUGUGGAGACUCAAAUGUGUGGGAUACGGCUAAUGUACAAACAAGAUGUGGAAGGGUUUGUUCAAACAAAGGCAGAGUGUGCAGUAGCUAUUCCAAACGACCAGCUUUGCUACUAUUAUUUAUCUUUCGUAGAUAAAUUGAACUUUUUGAAAACCCGUGGUAAUAGAACUAAAUUCAGGGAGCGCAACUUUUAUGCGUGUCACUCUCCCAUAAUUGAAAGGCGCUUUGAAUCCUCACCGAAACCUCCAUCUAUUUGUAAACAUAAAGCACUUCAACAAUGUUCUUCAUCAAAAACAUUCUCGAAUGAAAGAGUUUCAAAUAGCACUGCUUCAGGAAAUGGUGUUGAAAUAGUUCUACCACCUGGGUAUCUAGACUACACCAGUGACUCAGUUUUCUCAUUGAAAACAGAUUUUGAGUACUUCCUUCAAAAAGGCGUCACGGCCUUUAAUAUGUCCUCCACAUCCUGUAUAAGUACUGCUUAUUUGCCUCAGACAAAAGUUCCGGAGUGGUUCAACCAUCAAAGUAGGGGGGCGUUUGUGAAUAUCCAGCUACCUCCAAAUAUCAUGAAUGAUAGAAAUUGGAUGGGGCUUGCUCUAUGUGCUGCCUUUUCAAUCCACGAUGAUCAAUAUCCGACUGAUCUCUCUCGUGAGUAUCUUGAUUCCAGGGUUUCUCAUGAGCUUAUUUGUGGAUUGGAUACUGAUUUAGGUGGGUUGAUGCCUCUCAUUGUCAUUCGCCUUACUAAAGAAAAAUGCAUGUGGUUUUAUCUACGUGGAUUCCUUUGGCUAGCCUAUAUACCGCAUGGACUUCUGAGAGAUGGCUUGUGCAGCCCAUGUAGUCAGAUUAAGGCUUUAUUUGGAAACAAUUGCCCUAAUUUGACAGUGCAAAACUGUAGCCUCCGCCUUUUAUACCGUCAAGAUAUGGAAGAGUUUGAGGAAACAUUUCUCAAGUGCUUUACCCCACCUUUUCAGUACCAAAAUCGCGAGGUCUUCCAUAGAAACUUUGAAUACAGUUCUUGUUUCCUUCCAUGUGGAAUAACGGAGUGGUUCAGCUAUCACAGCAACGGACCCUCAGUGGGAUUUGAGUUACCUCCUGAUUUGUAUAAUGACAGUCAUUGGCUGGGGCUUGCCAUGUGUGCUUCUUUUUGGGUAUACGAGGAUGAUAAGGCUGCCCAUGUUAAAAUGUUGGAUUUAGGAAAUCCUCAUUAUCUCCUGUGUCUUUUGGAUACGGACAUUGGCAGUGUGGAACCUGAUCUACAUUCUCAUCGCCCAUUUACAGAGGAAGAAAUCAAGUUGGUACGUCAAGGUGAGAUAAUGUGGCUAUCAUUUAUACCAAAAGGAUCACUUCCAGAGUGGUUGAACCAAUGCACUCGAAUAGAGGCGUCCAUUGCUAGUGACUGCCCAAGCUUGAGAGUGCACAAGUGUGGAUUCCGUCUUCUGUACCAGCACGAUGAGGUUGAGUUUAAGGAAACAAUAAGGCACUGCAAUAAGCAAAACUGCCAUAAAGAUGAGACAACAUUAGUAACAAGACCCAAUUUUGAUCCCACGCUCCAAGACAAGGGAAAACGAGUUGUGCAAUAAUAAACUCACCUCUCAAUGAUUGGCAACGAAUUUUCUAUUGGCUCUGCUGCUCGUCUCCUUGGCUAUACUCGGUGCCUUUUGCCCUCAACUUUGAGGACAAUGUUAUUUGAAGAUGUGUACAAUGUA